AUGCUAUUAUCACCUCUCCUCCAGCUAUCAAAGGACAAGAUUGUCCUGGGAAUCGAACUCCUCAUCCCCACGCUCAUCGCCUACAUCCUCUUCUGCGCCAUCUACAACCGCUACUUCCACCCGCUGCGCGACGUCCCCGGCCCGUUCUGGGCCUCGAUCACCAGCCUGUGGUACUUCCGCGCCGUGCGCAACGGCCGCGGGCGGGACUACCAGCUGCCCAUCCACAAGAAGUACGGCUACGUGGUCCGGCUGGCGCCCAACCAGGUGUCAAUCGCCGACGCCACGGCCAUCGAGACCAUCUACGGGCCCAAAUACGACUUCACAAAGGGGGAUUUUUACAACAACUUCCUCACCCACAUUUCCAAGCGCAAGGACACGUUUGCCGAGCGCGAUGAGGCCGCGCAUACCUGGCGCCGACGCACCGUGGCGCAUCUGUACACGCAGGCUGCUGUGCUGGAGUACGAGCCCUGUGUUGACAGGGUCAUUGCUCUGUUCCACAAGCAGAUGGAUCGCUUUGCCGAGACCGGAGAGGUCUUUGAUGUCUCUGUUUGGCUCCGCAAGUACACGUUUGACAUUAUUGGCGAGAUCUUUUACGGGCGCGAAGGUGGGUUUGGAUUUAUCAGAGAUAACAUCGACUACAACAACUGGUGCCAUUUGAUGGACGUGAUGCCCAACCCCGCGGCGGCAUUGAACAAUCUCCCCUGGGGGUUCCGGAAUCUGUAUUUUCUGUCCCAGAUGAUCUAUCCAGCGACGCGCGCGGGAGCCAAGGGGUUCUUCACCGUGAUUGACCAAUCGCACGCGGCCGUGAAGCAGCGGCUGGACGACAUGGCGGCGGGAAACCCGUACAACCGCAACGACGUGCUCAGCAAGCUCAUCGACAUCGCCAACGACCCCAAGAACGACUUUGGCAUCCUCGACGUCACCACCGAGAUCUGGGCCAUGAUCUGGGCGGGCUCCGACACCACGUACAUCGCGUUGACCUCCAUCUUCUACCACCUGCACAAGAACCCGGCCACGCUGGCCAAACUGCGCGCCGAGGUCGAAGAGGCCUUUGCCAACGGCACGCUCAAGUAUCCCGUGCGCUACAACGACGCCAUCAAACUGCCCUACCUCCACGCCGUCGUGCGCGAGGCUAUGCGCAUGCACGGCUCGCUGGGCACGGGCCUGCCGCGGGUCGUGCCGUACCCGGGCGUGGAGAUCUGCGGGCGGUUUUUCCCCGGAGGCACGACGGUCAUGAUGAACGCCAACGCCGUGCACUUUGACCCGCAAGUCUUUGGCAGCGACGCCGAGCAGUUCAUCCCCGAGCGCUGGUUCCGCGACGGCGACAAGGCCGCCGCCAACAUGGAGCGUCACAUGAUGCAUUUCGGCUACGGCAAACGAAUCUGCAUCGGCAAGCACAUCACCACCACCGAAAUGUACAAGCUGCUGCCCAUCGUCCUAAGGGACUUUGACUUUGAGCUCCAGAUGCCCGGCAAGGAGUGGACCGUCUGGCAGGGCUGGUUCCACCAGCAGAAGGACGUCAUGGUCACGGUCCGGAGGAGGCACAGAGAUCAGGUGUGA
Messenger RNA from Fonsecaea multimorphosa CBS 102226, 1560 nucleotides. RefSeq lists its product as uncharacterized. Gene Ontology annotation, molecular function: heme binding; iron ion binding; monooxygenase activity. The transcript is spliced from 2 exons. NCBI's taxonomy places the organism in Eukaryota, Fungi, Ascomycota, Eurotiomycetes, Chaetothyriales, Herpotrichiellaceae. Bases 1 to 1560 code for a protein of 519 amino acids. The record is from RefSeq and is a predicted model, not a curated record.